Arctia plantaginis is the source of this 828-nucleotide messenger RNA. The record is from the annotation of a GenBank genome assembly. Lineage: Eukaryota; Metazoa; Arthropoda; Insecta; Lepidoptera; Erebidae.
AUGUUAAAACUCAAGAAUAUUCUUCCAAAUGUUGUUUGUGCUCGAAAAGUUUAUACAACCCCGAAAUUGACGUCGGAUGAAUUGGUGGUCCAUAGAGAUAGCGAUGAUAAUAACUGUGAAACACCUUUCCAGUUUACAGAAGCUAAUAUGGUGAGACUUGCGGCUAUCAUCCAAAAUUAUCCUAAAGGUGCUCAAAGAUCUGCUAUUAGUUCAGCCUUAGAUAUUGUCCAGAGACAAAUAGGAUGGGUUCCAAUAUCAGCUAUGCACAAAGUUGCAGAACUACUCAGCAUUCCUCGAAUCAGAGUUUAUGAAUGGGCUACUUUUUAUACUAUGACAAAAAGACGUUUCCGAGGCAAGUUCAAUGUGAAAGUUUGUGUAACAACGCCAUGUAUGUUGCGAGGGUCGGACAUAAUACUCAAAGCCGUUGAAGAAGCCACUUGCUGCAGUGUUGGCAAACUGUCCGAUGAUAAGAUGUUCGGUGUCGAUAUCGUGCAGUGCCAGGGUGCAUGUGUUAAUGCACCUGUGAUGGCUGUGGAUGAUGAUUACUAUGAGGAUUUGAAUGUGUGCGACGUAUAUAAUAUUAUUAAAACUCUAAAAGCCGGUGGUAUCCCACCGCCUGGACCCCAGAGUGGAAGAUAUGCGGCAGAACCUUACUGUGGGCAACAAACACUCUUGAUGUGUGUUCCAGAACCAGGCUAUGUGAUUGUAAUCGAUGUUAUAAUUACAAGUUGUCGGCGAGGUUUGGAUCAAGUGAGGUCAAGAGCAGUAAAUCUUCAGGGGAGCUGCGAUCCGAUGGCCUCCCUGGAGAAUGACCUCUUCCGUAAUUAA